Messenger RNA from Engraulis encrasicolus (European anchovy), 6092 nucleotides. RefSeq names its product chloride channel, voltage-sensitive 2a (gene clcn2a). Gene Ontology annotation, cellular component: plasma membrane. Lineage: Eukaryota; Metazoa; Chordata; Actinopteri; Clupeiformes; Engraulidae. The transcript has 24 exons. Gene Ontology annotation, molecular function: voltage-gated chloride channel activity. Gene Ontology annotation, biological process: transmembrane transport; chloride transport. The coding region runs from base 271 to 3234 and encodes 987 amino acids. The record is from RefSeq and is a predicted model, not a curated record.
AACUCUGAGCUGUCGAAAUAGAAAAAUACCAGCCUUACAUUCCGCUCAUCUUUACCACCCACACUACCCACGGGUUCCAGGAAUGAACAGCAGUAGCGGCGUUUCAGCAGACCUACCUGUUACACCAGCAAUGCGUCUUUGCCAAACGGUAGCCUAUCCACCGGAAUGAAAGACAAUACGCACGGCGUUGCAUACACUGCUGUGGUCUUGGGAGCGGCGUAUACUAUUUAUAUUUAGUACGCUGAAGGUGACAUAUCCUAUAUCGAGGAAAUGGCUCGGGAACCGGCUGAGCAUCGCGUUCUACAAUACCAGCAAACUUUGAUGUAUGGGAGAUAUACCCAGGAGCUGGGAGCCUAUGCCAAAGAGGAGGCAGCGCGGCGUGAGGAUGCAGGCCUGCGCCGCACAGCUAGUGUCCGUGGCCAGGCCCCAGAACCCCUGGAGUACCAGAAGGAUCCCUGCACCAAAUGCCAAGAUUGCGCAAAGCGCUGCCGGAAGUUUCUGAUCUCGCGGGUCGGGGAGGACUGGAUCUUCCUGAUCCUGUUGGGGCUGCUAAUGGCACUGGUAAGCUGGGCCAUGGACUACACCAUCGCCUUCUGCCAGCAAGCCCAGAAGUGGAUGUACGGGGGACUGGAUAGCAACAUGUUGCUGCAGUACAUCGCGUGGGUGACGUAUCCAGUGGUUCUCAUCACUUUCUCGGCCGGCUUCACACAGAUCCUGGCCCCCCAGGCAGUGGGUUCAGGGAUCCCAGAGAUGAAGACUAUCCUGAGAGGCGUCGUGCUGAAGGAAUACUUGACAUUUAAAACAUUUGUGGCCAAAGUCAUCGGCCUCACCUGUGCCCUGGGGAGCGGUAUGCCCCUGGGGAAGGAGGGGCCCUUUGUUCAUGUCGCCAGCUUGUGUGCAGCUCUCCUGAGCAAGUUCAUGGCCUUGUUUGGAGGGAUCUAUAUGAAUGAGCUGCGGAACACUGAGAUGCUGUCUGCAGCCUGUGCCGUCGGGGUGGGCUGCUGCUUCGCUGCCCCCAUUGGAGGUGUGCUGUUCAGCAUCGAGGUGACUUCCACCUUCUUUGCUGUCAGGAACUACUGGAGAGGGUUUUUCGCUGCCACCUUCAGUGCCUUCAUCUUCAGGGUGUUGGCCGUGUGGAACCAGGAUGAGGAGACAAUCACUGCUCUUUUUAAAACCCGUUUCCGCCUCGACUUCCCCUUUGACUUGCAGGAGCUUCCAGCGUUCGCUGUCCUUGGGAUCGCCAGUGGAUUUGGGGGUGCUCUCUUUGUCUACCUGAACAGGAUAAUUGUUGAAUCCAUGAGAAAACAGAAAACUAUCAACAAGUUUUUGCUGAAAAAGCGACUGGUCUACCCUGCACUAGUCACCCUGCUGAUAUCUACUCUUACAUUUCCGCCAGGUUUUGGGCAGUUCAUGGCUGGACAGUUAACUCAACACGAGUCCCUGGUUGCGCUGUUUGAUAACCGCACCUGGUACAAGCACGGCGUCGCAGAGGAGUUUGACUUCCACCACCAGGGCUGGAAUCACCCACAGCUGAAUGUCUUCAUCACCUUGCUGCUCUUCGUCAUCAUGAAAUUUUGGAUGUCUGCUGUGGCAACCACCAUGCCGGUCCCUUGUGGAGCUUUCAUGCCAGUCUUCCUUAUAGGAGCAGCAUUCGGGCGACUUGUUGGAGAGAGCAUGGCCAUGGUCUUCCCAGAUGGAAUAACUGCCGACGGCACAGUGUACCCCAUCGUACCUGGCGGCUAUGCAGUUGUAGGUGCAGCUGCUCUUUCGGGGGCUGUCACACACACUGUAUCGACGGCGGUGAUCGUGUUCGAGCUGACGGGUCAGAUCUCCCACAUCCUGCCGGUGAUGAUCGCGGUCAUCCUGGCCAACGCCGUGGCCCAGAGCCUGCAGCCCUCCCUCUACGACUCCAUCAUCCGCAUCCAGAAGCUCCCCUACCUCCCCGAGCUGGGCUGGGGACAGGAGAAAUACAACAUCCGAGUGGAGGACAUCAUGGUGCGUGACGUGCGGCACAUGACUCUCACCUCUACCUACCGCGACCUUCAGGACGCCCUCUCCACAGCGCAGCUCAAAACACUGGCUCUGGUGGAGUCCAAUGAGUCUAUGAUCCUACUGGGCUCCAUCGAGCGCUCACAGCUUCAGUCGCUGCUCUCGCUGCAGCUGGCCCGCAGCCGCCGCCUGGAGUUCCUGCGGGAGAGGGCCCAAGACAACGGCGCCCCCAUCCCCGUCCCCGUCCCCAUCCCCGUCCCUGUCCCCACCCUAACCAACCAGGACUCUCCACCCAAAUGCAGCAGCCGGGGGGUCCGUUUUCUGAUCUCCACAGAGGAAUCCUCGUACAGCCCAACAGUCUCCAACGCUCAAAUACCUCUCAAGUCUGCCCUGAAGACUGUGGCUGCUCUCAGCAACACAGAGACGCCCAACAGCUCUCAGACUCUGUCCUGUGAGGAUCCGGAGAAGGAGCUUGUGGAGAGCAAAGCUCUGCCGGUGGCUCGUAAGAGUAGGAGGCCCAAGCGUGUCAGGAUCCCGAUGGCGGCUCUUGACGUAGAGGAUGACAUGACCACAGCUGAGAUUUCUGAGUGGGAAGAGCAUCAGCUAGACGAGCCUGUGGACCUAAAGAACUGCAAGAUAGACCCAGCACCCUUCCAGCUGGUGGAGCGCACCUCCCUACACAAGACUCACACCAUCUUUUCUCUGCUGGGUCUGGACCAUGCGUAUGUCACCAGCACGGGCCGGCUGGUUGGAGUCGUGUCUUUAAAAGAGCUGAGGAAGGCCAUCGAGGGCUCGGUGACGGUAACAGGUGUGAAAGUGCGCCCCCCACUGGCCAGUUUCCGUGACAGCGGCACGAGCACCAGCGUGGCAGAAGUGACCGAGCUGCACAAGCUGUGGAACCGGCACAGGAGCCUGUCGUUGCCACGGGAACCAAGCCCGCCCGAACUGGAGGACCAGUCAGAUUUAGCCUUUGAUGGCAGCCCAGUGUUCAGCAAGGACUGCACAGAGCUGUCCACUCAGAACACCACCCUGCAGUCGGACGACCAAUCAGAGGUGGUCUGCGAGCCAGCCAGCCCCUGCCACUCUCCGACAAACCUUCCAGAGUUGCCAUGUGACUAUGACACCGCCCCCCUGGACGGCGACCAAUCAGGGCUUGCGGAGGAGCCUUGUACCUCCACGCCUGAAGACCAACAGGAGGACAUGUGUGAAGGAGGUGCAGUUGACACAGAGGAUCUUGUAGAAUGAUACAGGUCUUAUCUUUCUUUCCUUCUUUCCCCUUCUUUAUCUCACUCUUUUUCCUCUUCUGCUCUGUUUCUCUUUCUCCUCAUCUGUCCAUGCACACAAGUAUAGGUACACAGGGUAGUCUGUAUCUUGAGGAAGCUCUAGUGAUGUCGCGUUAGGCAGCCCUGAUGACACCUUAACCACUGAGAACCCAGAGAUUUCUCCACUUUCUCCCUCUAUCUUUUGUGUUUGUGAGAUUUUUUUAAAACCUUUGAGAGUGUACCGUCACACCGGUGUGACGGGAAUGUUCGGGCAGUGAAAGUUCUAUAGAAUUUUGGGCGCCAUACAAUACAAUUUGGAAUUUUAGAAUAUUGCUUUGUUAUAGAACACAUUCUUUUUAUAGAAUGUUCAAAAACCCACACUAUUUAAGGUUAAAAAGCAGUGUGUGGGUUGGGGCACAGGUCGCACAGGUGGUUCUCUUGUCAGUUGGAUGGCAGAGGGAGAACAGGCGUCAGCACACAGCUCAUCCUAGUGGUAUAGCAGCUAGUACACCCCAAUGGUGUCCUGAAAAGGGCCUGAAAAGUGUACGGUAGAGGCCACCAGUCAGCCCACACACCCAUCUGGUACACUGACACUAUGAAUCUAAACGAGAUUGUCUCUGAGAGAGCAAAACUACAAUUUCUCUCCAAAUAUAGCUCCUAAUAACCCAAACUGAUGGGUUGGAGAGAGGGAGGGAGGACGAGGGGGGAAGGAGAACACUGGAGGGGGACUGGAGGAGACAGAGAAAAGAGUGUGAUGACGCAAGCAGCAGAUACAGACGGUGAGAAGGCAGAGGAGAGGGACAAAUAAAAGGAAGGAGUGUGUGUGUCGGGGCGUGGGGGAUAAUGGGAGGGGGGGGUGAUGGGAAUAAACGACACGUCGUCACAAACAAGAAUAAAUGCCACACUGCGGCAAAACAACAGCUCACCACACAACAGAGCCAUGGCCAAGCAUAGGCGCUUACAGCAUAUGAGGUCUUGAAGCACAGUGUAAUUUAUGCCAUUAUUUGUAUUUACCAUAUGCCAUUAUUUUGUCAGAGCCAGAGGCAGAAUCUGUGUGUUGUUGAUAAUGGGGGGGCUGGGGGGUUAUUUCAAUGGAUGUAAAUCACAUUCUUAUGCACCAGUAUCUCCAGUCUAUUCUGCAGCUCAUGCAAGACGUGCAAAAUUGUCCACCAUGGCCGUGCAUGUGCUGCUCCAUGUGUGUGUGUGUGUGUGUGUGUGUGUGUGUGUGUGUGUGUGUGUGUGUGUGUGUGUGUGUGUGUGUGUGUGUGUGUGUGUGUUAAAGUGUGCGUAUGUGUAUGUAUAUGUGCCGCAUAUGUGCGUGCCUGUGUGCGUGUGCAUGAGGAUAUGAGUGUGUAUCCCUCCUGCACAUGUAUACCAUCAUUCUUGUCAUCUGUGUGUGUGAGAGGCACACAUUUAGAGAAACAUUGCUUAAAAAGAGUCUGGCGCUUAAGAUCUUUUAUGAAUUAAUUAACCCACAGGUAUAGACAUGCAUGUGCAUAGAAUAUUUCACACACCCCACAUGCCCAUGAAGGCCAGAAUGCCUCAGUCACGGUUAUACCCUCAACUUUUUGGCCAGUGAUGUCAUUAGAGACAAUGUAGAUAACUUGUACAGUAGAGACUGUAGUUUUUUAGCCUGGGGUAGAAUUGCAUCAAUGUCUUUAGGGAUACAGUCUGAAACCCAUACAAAUUGUGAGAGAAUGGUGUAUUUUGUUACGUUUAUUUAUUUCAUUUUUAAAGAAAGCUGUGCUUGAUUCAAAGGGUCUAAUAAAUGUUGCCUUUAGUUUUAAGUGCAGCUUUUAUACAUUCAGAUCACCACAUCUGCCUCUCUAGCCAUUAUGACACAUUGAGUGCGUUCCAAUAUGCGACCUUGUGUCCUCUACUUGUGCUUGUGGCCUCGUACCAGGAUGUAAAGUGUCGUUUGACAUAAAUGACAACAGCAUUAUAUUUUAGUAUCUUGCUAAAGCUCAAUUGUUAAGUCAUUUUCUAAUUUGCAAACUGGAUGGUGAAUGAAGAAUAGUCCCCCAAAAAUUGUUGUGGCUAUAGCUGACAGCGGGGGAAACUAGAGGAUGACAUUUUUCGGGAAUUCCCGUGGGUCCCGCGGAUCCCACAGGAUUCCCGCGGGAUAGGAGUCAAAAUUUUAAAAAUGAACGGGAUCGGGCAGGAGCGGGAAUAAAGAUGAAUGGGAGCUGGCAGGAGCGGGAAUAAGAAUGACGAAAAUGAAUGAUUUUGAGUGGGAGUGGGUGGGAUUUGGAGACAUUCUUACAGGAUGGGACGGGAUGGGAUUCGUUUCUUUUACUCCAGCCCGGUAUGGGACGGGAUGGGAUUUUUUUUCUGGGACCGGGAUGGGAAGGGAGCGAAAAUCCACUCCAGUGUCAUGCUCUUGGGGAAACUUAACUGUUUUCUCCAUGGAGGCAGGGCAUCAGCAUAACGUGAGGUCAUAUAUGCACAAGUGGAGGACGCAAGGUCGCAUAUUGGAACAGACCCAUUUGCUCCUUACUUCCUGUCUCGUUUAAAUUGCUAAAAUGCAAUAAUAUGUGUCUAAGUUUUGGAAUGUAUUGCCCGCUAUACAGGUUUAUUUUUGGUGACCUUAUCAUAGAAUGUAUAGUGUUUUAGGUGAUGAAGUGCACAUGCAGUAGAGAGAAGCAAUAAGUUUGCAUACUGUCCAUGGCCCUGAAUGCUCUUUAUAAUCCGACUGAAGAAAUGUGAAUGAAAUUAAAACUUAAAACUCCUAAUGUGUAUAUAGAACAUAUGCAUAAAAACCAACAGUUGACAUUAUUUUUAAGAACACAUUGAAUUUUUUUGUACAUCAGUGAAGCAUUAAAUUCAAUCUUUAAACUUUAA